Messenger RNA from Pungitius pungitius (ninespine stickleback), 3717 nucleotides. RefSeq lists its product as uncharacterized. Gene Ontology annotation, biological process: regulation of cytokine production; T cell receptor signaling pathway. The record is from RefSeq and is a predicted model, not a curated record. Bases 1196 to 2113 code for a protein of 305 amino acids. The transcript has 8 exons. Lineage: Eukaryota; Metazoa; Chordata; Actinopteri; Perciformes; Gasterosteidae. Gene Ontology annotation, molecular function: signaling receptor binding. Gene Ontology annotation, cellular component: external side of plasma membrane.
AGUACGCCUCGACAAAGGUUCGUGCGUUAAGUUGGUCAAGUGAGCUUGACACGGACACCUCUGCGUUUAUUCAAAUAAGCGAGCUGCAAGUAGUUGAAGAGGUGUUGUGAACGAGGUUUUGGACAAAGCUCAGUGUUUUUGUUAAGAACAAUAACAUGAAUGAUUACACGCGUCACACCACUGGCUGCAACACUGACCCCUGGUCAGCAAACAGCGUUUCUUGGUUAAUGAUCGGCGAUGGUUGGUCACUGAGUAAAGGUUCAGUCGGUGCAGCCUGUGGGGUCAGAUGCUGCAAGUUAAAUCUAAACUGGGGACUUCAGACCCCUUUGCCUACAUGCAAACGUCCACUAUGUCCGACCUACACUGUUUGUGUUUGAUUACAGUUUGUGUGAAGUACAUCUGCUUUUACUGCAUCGCUCAGAAAUGAGGCCUUAAAGCCUGAAAGACCAAAAUAUGUGUUUGGAUCGAGUCGCAAUACAUUACAUGUUAUUUCGCUGACGCCUUCAUCCAAAGCGAUUUAUAAUGCAUUAUGACCCGUGCAUUUACAUUUUUGCCACGGGAGCAAUUAGGGGUUAGGUGUCUUGCUCAGGGACACUUUGACAUGGCACAUGGGGCAGCCGGGAUUUUAACCACCAACCUUGCGGCCCCCAGCGCACUGCACUGCACUGCACUGCACUACUCCAUGCGCCACCAUCUCCAUCACAAUGUUCUCUUCCUCUGCAGUUCCUUUGGUUUGGAGCUGCUGGCUCCUUCACACACUGUUAUAGAAAGUGCUCAGGAAGGCCAGGCCUUCAUUUGAGAAAAGGGUUAUGAUGGAAGCUAUACCCUGUGAUCACUGGUUUGACCCGAUGCUAUUAUCUAUUUUCCAAUAAGGUUCAUUAUGGCACAUUCUGAUACUGUUCAUUAGAAAUCAAUGUCGGUAACGGAUGUCUGUUUUUUUAUUUUUAUAAAUGUCUUUUAGCAUAUGUUUUAAACAAAUGCAUCAAAAGGCACAUUUUCAACCUUUUUGGUUUUAAAUGCAGGAUGAGCUGCCCUCUACGAGCCUGAACCGCUGCUGGAUAUGUACAAAAUAAAGAAUGCUGAUAAAGGAGACCGACGCACCCACAUGCCCACAUCAAAAUGACUCUCUCAAACUUCCCAAUUUUCAUUGCCCAUCCUCUUCUGCGCCGUCAGAAAACAUUGAAGGUAAACAAACAUGGCCUCAAUUUGCAUCCUCCUCAUUUUGACCGUCCCCGUAAUCAGCAUAGGAAAUGCAGCGACAGAAGAUUUUCCAAAUGUGAAAUGCAAGAAAGAAACGCUGGGACUUUACGGCCGCGAGUCACUCCUGGAGUGUGUUGUAGAAACCCCUUAUGACGACACAACGAUCCGAUGGAUCACCUGGAUAAAGGCCUCCCGUAUCGUGCUGGAUGUUGUCGACAAAAAGGUUAUCGCGCAGGAACCUGGGUAUUGGUAUGACCCGCCUUCUUCCUGGACUGGCAGACGCAUGACGGUGUACCUGCGCAUCAACAAAACCGAAGUAAAGCACGGCGGACCCUAUGAAGUCAAGGUGCUGACGGACCGCGGCCACUGCACCGACUCCACCACACUUCAAGUCACAGCCAAAUACCAAAAACCAACUAUCACCGAGGCCAAGAAUUCCAAUAACGGCCGUACCCUGGUAUGUGAGUCAGGUGGUGGCUUCCCAAAAGGCAAACUUCUCUGGUUCGAUGGCCACAAGGAGCUGAUCAGUUCCCCUCCAAUGGAGACGAACCAGUCAGGAAACGGCCUGUUUCAUCUCCGGAGCAUGCUGACCGUAGGAGGAGGAUCCUCGGAGGCCAACUACAGCUGCAGGGUGUUUAAUUUCAGCGGAGGCAGAGAGCAUGAGACUCAUUUUCCAGUUCUGGACUCAGCAGAAACUCAAGAACUGGGUCAGAACGAGGGGCCGAAUCUAAACACCAAAAUAGUGGCUCCUUUGGUGGUCAUCGGAUCGCUGAUCGUGGGGUUGCUCUUGUUGAUUCUCUACAGAAGGCGAUCUCAGAUGGCCCGAAGACAGUCCACUGCACCCCUUAUGGGUGGCCACCUUCAGGUCCCCACAGAGGACAAUGGAGGAGUCGGUGCAAGUCAUGAUCCUUAAUAACAAAUGUGUUUGCAUGCUAAUCUACACUAUACCGUUGUACUUUGCCCAUGUGUAUAUACCGUAUAACCAGGGAUAACUUUGUUUUACUGUGAUUACUAGACAACAUGCUAAAAGCAAUCAGGUUAUCAAUCAAAAGAAGUCAUUUGACUGAUAUUGAAUCUGCGACUCUGUGAUUCUACGGCGACCACAUGGAUAGAAACCUGUAACGUCACCAGAAACCGACUCAAAUGAGAUUAUUGGAUGUCAGGAAUCUUGUUUUUCGGUUUUUGGAAAAAACGAUUACAUAAAAUGAUUGUGCCCACGCAUUAACUGUAGCCUUUGGCAGCUUUAAGGAGUUGCCGUCUUUUUGUGUGCGUAUUGUGUGUGUUUGACCUGUUUUGUAGUGAGAUUUUUUUUUUUCAUUGUUUGCAUCAAAUCCUGCAUUUUGUACUUUUCUACUGUGCUGAAAUAAGAGACAUAAACUCUAUUUUUUAUUGCUGUCAACAAAUCCCAUGUAAAGAAAACAGUGGGUCUGACUGUAUAGACUGGUAGGAAUAAAGGUGCUACCUAGAAACAUGUUGGAUCACCAGCUGAUCUGCAUACAAACCUCUUUUUGAGUUUGUCAUUGAACCUUUUAUAAUGAAAUCAACCCGGCCAACUUUGAGUGCAGACGUACCCGUGAGCAGCCUGAGAACAGUCAGGCACAGCGAAUCACACAUCCUUUUUUUUUUUAAACCACUGAGAAAGGACACGGAGCAAAGACGCAUGAUCUCCAUUUGCUGGCUAAUGGAAAAAUUGUGUGUGUGUGGUAGAAGGAAGCCAAACGAUAUGCGUAUGUUCCAGUCGUGAAACUGUCUGUUUAACUUUUGGCAGCAAUGAGCCACUCGACUAGUCAAUGAAAACUCAGGCAGGUUUUUUUAUUAUCUGGCACCGGGUAUCAUAGAAAUUGGCAGGUCAUGUAGUUUCUGAACUGAGACGUGCUUAAUAAAGGAGCUUAUCAACAUGGCAACGUGUCAAAAUCAUCUGCGCACGGACAAAGAGUUAAUUAUUGACCCUGCGCAUUAUGAAAAACACGCCAUGAAAAAAAAAAUAUAACAGACUUCCUUAUACCAAGCGGUUUGGUGUUUUUUUUGUAUCCAUUAUUGUAAAUCUCUGAAAUUGUAAUGCUAUGUUUGGCGAAUACUGCUGUGACUCGUAUGAAUUUGAAACUGAUCUGUUAACUGUUUUAAUGUAAAUCAACACGUUUGUGUGAACUGUGUCUGUCUAAUGUGUGAAAGAUUCCUUUUUUUUGCUGUGCACUGUUGAUUUUAUGGUGUUCUCACUCGCCUUGUGUAAUAUAAUCAAACCAUUUGAUGUUUGUAACACCACUGCAGGUCAGACACCAAGCCUGCUGAAAGUAACUACUAAUUAAAAGGAAACAAUGAAAGGAUGUUUAACCAAACUAAUUGAAUUAUUGCAGAAAGCCGAGAAAUACAAGAAAGCUAAAUUGUCACAUGGAUUACUUUUAUGUGUCUGAGACCAUAAGAGUAAAAAUGAAUAUCUAACAACACACAGUCUACCGUUUUUAUUCAUCAUUUUAUCACUUAUUCGCAAUUUCUGACUAAUAAAUCACUGUUUCAUAA